UGAAAGGAGAGAGAACCGAUAAAGGGAACAGCCCGGAUCGGAAGGGAGAACUUUUCGGAGAAAAACAACUUCAGCACAGGACAACGGGCUCAUCAGAAAGAGUCCAGAGGUGAAGAUGGCACAGACGACAACACGGCGUGGGGAAUCCAGCGAUGAGAUGGGGGAGGACAACACACAGGAGAUGGAACUGACUCGCCUCAGGAAACAGCUACGAGGGAUGGAGAUUGACAGGAAGGCUUACGUGGAGGAUGCCAGCAACAUUCUGAGGAAACAAGAAGCAGAGAUAGAGUCAUUACUGAAGGAAAAUGAGGAGAUCCAGACAAUCCUGCGACUUGUCCAGAGCGAGAGGAAUGAAGGACUCGAUGCCACCAACGCCGCACAACUCUCCAAGCUGAUAGAGGAGGUGGAUGGUUACCACAAAGAGGUGGAACAGGAAAAAUCCAUGCUCAGUGCACUUGACAUUCAGAUCCUUACAGUUGAAAAACAGAUCCUGCACCAAAGGAAAAAACCAACAGGUCCGCGCGUACGGUCAGCGAGCAGCAUUCGACCAAUCUGCAAACGGCUCAAUGUCAUGGAAAACAGACUCCAUAAGGCCACUGUGAUGUUUAACCAGCAGUUAGCUAACAAUGCCAAGUUGAGAGCAGAAAUUGAUGACCUAAGACAGGAGAAGAACGUCUUUGAUAACUUGUACAAGAGGCUGUCUCGCCAAUUUGAGGAGCUAAAAAAAGAGAAGACAGUUGUUAUACAAGAGGCUACGCAGGCCUACGAAGAGAGAUAUGAGGCGCAGAACAAGAUGGUGACAUUGCGGGAGCGCGUAGAGAAGGACGAGGCGCUGAACGAGUCUGAGAUGAAGGAACUGGAGCGAGUCAUCCACCAGGAUAACAAGCUGAAGGAGUUCAUGAUUGCCACUCAGGACCGGGCCUUCUUCAAGGCUGAAGAAGAAGCCAAGAAAAGCAAAGGCCACGAGCAAGAACUGAAUCACUCAGUGGAGAAACAGAUCAUCGAGUCAUACGAGGAAGCGUUCUCCAUGAUCAAAGAGAUUACAGGGGAAGACGACUUGGAGAACAUCGUCAAUAACUUCAUUCAGAAGGAAGAUGAAAACUUCGCUCUGUUUAACUAUGUCAAUGAACUAAACGACGAAACAGAACAAUUGCAGGAGGAAGUCAACACCAUCAAGAAAAACAUCGUCACCUUCAGAGAGGACAACAUCAAGCUGGAUGAAGAGAGGAAGCAGUUUCUUAAGGAGUUGGAGAUUCGCACAAACCGGGCUGCAGCAGAGGCAGACGAGCUAGAGAAGGCACACACACAGGAGCGUAAAACGCUGGAGGAACUGAAGGGGGGCAUUGCCACACUGUUCAAAAUUGUGGACUGCGACCCUUCCAUGAUGAGGGAGAUGCUAGGCAGUGUGGACGAGGUCACAGAUAAGAACGUCAUGCAGUAUUUAGGAGUGGUGGAACAGAAGGCACUGGAGAUGCUACAUAUAUACCCAGUAUCUCGAUAUGAAGGUGAGUUAAGAAGGGUACCCCUCAGACACAGCCCUACCUCAUCCCCUGGCAUGCCUGGGGAGGAAGCGCCCAGGGCACCUACAACCACCAGCAACAGGGCUCCCUCCAUAAUGCCACCAAGCCUGGGUGGUACUGACGACGUCUCUGACGACGACAACGAGGAACUGAACAGUCGACCGUUCACGCGUGAGGAACUGAGCCAGCUGGUGCUGCAGAACCUGAACCGCCCACGCACUACCGUCUCCUCCUCCCCCAAUGCCACACCCAACCGCACCGCCACUAUCAAGGACACCAAGAAAAAGCCAACCAAAAAGUAGAGCAGGAUGGCUUUAAAAUAUAUUCAAGGAGCAACCUCACGAUAUAUAACUGCAUCUUUAUCAUGUGAAAGAGUUUUUGCAAACUGCUUAAAAUUUGAACUCCACCAAAACUUCCUUCGCUGUAAAAUUUUUCAGCUGUUCCACUUAAUUUUCUAGUAAACAUAUUUAUUAGCUAUGGCUUAUAGGUUUUUGAUACUUAACUUUAUUCACUUUUUGCAUUGUAAUGCAAUAUUAUAAGUUCUUUCUUACACCAAAAUGCAUUUUGAUAUGUACAGGUAUAAAUGUAUGUCAACUUUUCACGAAAACUUUAAAGGUGAUUUUAAUUUUUUUAUCAUGCUGUUUUACAGCAUUCAAAUGUGAGCAACUUUUAUAACAUUUUUGUACUAUUUUUAUACACGUAUAUGUGCACAUGCAAACUUGUAUUUCUGCUCUCAAUAUUCGGAAGUGCAUUGUUGGAAUAGAAGCUGUUAAAUUAUAGACAGCUUCUAUUAUAUAUAAAAUAUGCAAAACUAAAUAUCUUGUCUUGAAGUCUUCAUUUCAGUCUCAUUCUACAUAUAAACUGGUGCACUUUUUGUGAUAUAAU
This is a messenger RNA of Liolophura sinensis, 2405 nucleotides long. Its product is annotated as coiled-coil domain-containing protein 63-like. NCBI's taxonomy places the organism in Eukaryota, Metazoa, Mollusca, Polyplacophora, Chitonida, Chitonidae. The record is from RefSeq and is a predicted model, not a curated record. Gene Ontology annotation, cellular component: axoneme. Gene Ontology annotation, biological process: cilium movement; outer dynein arm assembly.